Messenger RNA from Lactuca sativa (garden lettuce), 597 nucleotides. NCBI's taxonomy places the organism in Eukaryota, Viridiplantae, Streptophyta, Magnoliopsida, Asterales, Asteraceae. The record is from RefSeq and is a predicted model, not a curated record.
AUGGAGAAAGUUCAUACAUCACUUCUCUUGCUUCUUAUCCUUCUCAUUGCUUCUUUCAUUCUCACAACCUCAACCAAUCCCCAAACACCAAAUUUCAAGAAUCAAAAUGCAAAAAGUGUCAAAAAAGGCAAGGUUCAUGUUCAUGCAAAAGGUGAAAAAGAUCAAGCAAGGAUUCCAUAUCCUUACGCUUUUGCCGAUGGUUUUCAGGAGAUGGAAGAAGGUGAGAAAGAUGAUGAGAAGAUGGUUCAUGGUCUAAAUGGGGCUCUCGAUUACAGCGGGCCCCCACAAGGUUACUUUGGGUACCCCUUUCCAGGUGGCAUUUUCGGGUUCCCUCGUGGCCUUUUUGGGUUUCCACUAGGUUUCAGAGGGGGGUUGUUUCCAGGUGGUGGUUAUGGUGGAUUUCCAGGAGGUUAUGGUGGUUAUCCUUAUCCAGGUGGUUAUGAUGGAAAUCCAGGCGGUUAUGGCGGUGGAGGGCCAGGUAACAAACCUGGUGGUGAUGGUGGUGCUGGCGGUCGUGGAGGUGGUGGAGGAUACCCUGGUUAUGGAGGUCAAGCUGAGGAGGUGAAGAAGGGCAAAAGAGUCAAUCCACAUGAUUGA